Messenger RNA from Carassius carassius (crucian carp), 6697 nucleotides. RefSeq names its product ankyrin-1-like. Lineage: Eukaryota; Metazoa; Chordata; Actinopteri; Cypriniformes; Cyprinidae. The coding region runs from base 812 to 6610 and encodes 1932 amino acids. The record is from RefSeq and is a predicted model, not a curated record. Gene Ontology annotation, molecular function: protein binding. The transcript is spliced from 45 exons. Gene Ontology annotation, biological process: signal transduction.
AACGCUUCUGCCUGCAUUUUACUUCAGAUGGGCUCUGAAUUGUAAUGCACUGGUUCCUUUUUACAUAACUGUUACUCCACAAUCUCACAUUUUGCACAGUAUUGUAAAAUAAACCAGGAAAAAUAAAUACCACACUGCAUCCCAUAUGUUCACUAAUAAAAAAAAUAAUUUGUCAUUACUGUAUAAAUUACAAAAUACAAGAGAGGAAUGGCAUGAUAGCUCUGGGAAGAAUCUGGAUGGUUCCAUAGGGUUUUCCUUGACAUAAAGCGACUGGUCGAAAUGGACCAAAUUACUGCAUAGACAACAAUGCACAAGCCCUUUCUCAUGGAAAACCACAGUCUGGAGAGAUGGAGUGAGAUUGUACAUGCAGUUUUUAUGAGCACAUCCUGCAGAUCUGCACAAAGAAGACGACAAUAAUACAACAGACGUGUGGUAAACAGUUGGCAGUAUCUCUGCUGAGAAAAAUGGGAGACUGUGAGUGAGAAAGAGAGAUAGAGGAAGAAAAAUCGAGCUGCUGCAGUAUCCCUCACUGCUGAGGCUCGGACUGCGUGACUGACUGGUGUGUUGAAAGAGAGAGAGAGAAGGGAGGGGGGGAUGGGAAGGAUCUUGCUUGGAUGAGGAGCAAGCAGGCAGGCAGGCAGCAGCAUCAUCUCUUUUGUGGCACGCUGCUGAGGGAACUUGCUGCCUAGAGCCGUGCAGGGCGCUCACUCCUCACAGGCGCGCACAGCGCCACCGCCUCUCCCGCACUGGCCGCCGCAGGGACAGCGACAGCCUCCGUUAUAGGCGCAGCACUGCUUGUUUCAGCGGCACCAUGGCGCAAGCCGCUAAGCAGAUCCGCAAGAACAAGGACCUACAGGAGCUCGCAGCUCAAGAGCUGCGAGAGAAGGAGGAGGAGAAGAUCAAGAAGAGGAACCGAUCGAAAGACCGUAGACGCAAGGCAGAUACAUCAACCAGUUUCCUCCGUGCUGCCCGCUCAGGUAAUCUGGAAAAGGCUCUGGACCAUAUCAAAAAUGGAAUAAACAUCAACAUAGCCAAUCAGAAUGGGCUUAACGGGUUGCACUUGGCUUCCAAAGAAGGCCAUGUUAAGAUGGUUCUGGAGCUGCUGCACAAUGGAAUUGACUUGGAGACUACUACUAAGAAAGGUAAUACCGCCCUUCAUAUUGCUGCUCUGGCCGGUCAAGAGAAAGUGGUUGCUGAACUGAUCAAUUAUGGUGCCAACGUCAAUGCCCAGUCUCAGAAAGGUUUCAGUCCCCUGUACAUGGCAGCACAGGAGAACCACUUGGAAGUGGUGAAAUAUCUACUUGAACAUGGAGCAAAUCAGAGCCUUCCAACUGAGGAUGGCUUUACUCCGUUGGCGGUAGCUCUUCAGCAGGGUCAUGAGAACGUGGUGGCUCUCCUGAUAAACUAUGGCACCAAAGGCAAAGUGCGGCUGCCGGCCCUGCACAUCGCGGCCCGCAAUGACGACACGCGCACUGCUGCCGUACUGCUGCAGAACGACCCAAACCCAGACGUCCUCAGCAAAACUGGCUUUACUCCUCUCCACAUCGCAGCCCAUUAUGAGAAUCUCAGCGUUGCACAGCUUUUGUUAAACAGAGGAGCCAAUGUGAACUUCACACCGAAGAAUGGCAUUACUCCAUUACAUAUCGCUUCCAGAAGGGGCAAUGUGAUUAUGGUGCGGCUUCUGUUGGACAGAGGAGCUCAGAUAGAUGCCAAGACAAAGGAUGAGCUGACGCCGCUGCAUUGUGCAGCCAGGAAUGGUCAUGUACGUGUGGUGGAGAUCCUGCUAGACCAGGGCGCUCCCAUUCAGGCCAAGACCAAGAACGGCUUGUCUCCCAUCCACAUGGCAGCGCAGGGUGAUCACAUGGACUGCGUGAGGCAGCUGCUGCAAUACAAUGCAGAGAUUGAUGACAUCACCCUGGACCACCUGACCCCGCUGCAUGUUGCAGCCCACUGUGGGCACCAUCGCAUGGCAAAGGUGCUGUUGGACAAGGGGGCAAAAGCUAAUGCCCGUGCUUUGAAUGGAUUCACUCCAUUGCACAUUGCCUGCAAGAAGAACCACAUGCGGUCCAUGGACCUUCUGCUGAAGCACUCCGCUUCUCUGGAGGCUGUGACUGAGUCGGGUCUGACCCCUCUUCAUGUGGCUGCUUUCAUGGGGCAUCUCAAUAUAGUGAAGAGUCUGCUUCAGAGAGGAGCUUCACCCAAUGCAUCUAAUGUGAAAGUGGAGACCCCUUUACAUAUGGCCGCCAGAGCGGGACACUGUGAGGUGGCUCAGUUCCUGCUACAAAACAAUGCGCAGGUGGAUGCCAAAGCGAAGGAUGAUCAAACCCCUUUGCAUUGUGCGGCUCGAAUGGGACAUAAGGAGUUGGUGAAGCUGCUCUUGGAACAUAAGGCCAAUCCAGAUUCAGCCACCACGUCAGGUCACACUCCUUUGCACAUUGCCGCCCGCGAGGGACACGCCCAAACCACACGCAUCCUGCUCGACGGGAAUGCCCAACAAACCAAAAUGACCAAGAAAGGAUUUACUCCUCUACAUGUAGCAUGUAAAUACGGGAAAGUUGAUGUGGCGGAGCUGCUUUUGGAAAGAGGGGCCAAUCCCAAUGCAGCCGGAAAGAAUGGCUUGACCCCUUUGCACGUGGCCGUCCAUCACAACAACCUUGAUGUAGUCAAGCUGCUGGUCAGCAAGGGCGGCUCUCCGCACAGCACGGCAAGAAAUGGCUACACAGCCUUGCACAUCGCAGCCAAGCAGAACCAACUAGAGGUGGCAAGCAGUCUGCUGCAGUAUGGCGCUAAUGCCAACUCAGAAUCACUACAGGGCAUCACUCCGCUUCACCUGGCAUCACAGGAGGGGCAACCUGAUAUGGUGGCACUACUCAUCUCCAAACAGGCCAAUGUUAACCUGGGCAACAAGAAUGGGCUGACACCUCUGCACCUGGUUGCUCAGGAAGGGCAUGUGGGCAUUGCAGACAUGCUGGUGAAGCAGGGUUCUUCAGUCUAUGCAGCCUCAAGGAUGGGCUACACACCCUUACAUGUGGCAUGUCAUUAUGGCAACAUAAAGAUGGUGAAGUUCUUACUCCAGCAGCAAGCACAUGUUAACAGCAAGACAAGAUUGGGAUACACUCCUUUACAUCAAGCAGCCCAGCAAGGUCAUACAGACAUUGUCACCCUGCUGCUAAAACAUGGAGCCCUGCCCAAUGAAAUCACCACUAAUGGGACAUCACCUCUAGGUAUCGCUAAGCGGCUAGGCUACAUCUCUGUCAUUGAUGUGCUGAAACUGGUGACUGAGGAAUCUGUAUCUAUGAUCACCACCGAGAAGCAUCGCAUGAGUUUCCCGGAGACGGUGGAUGAAAUACUGGACGUGUCGGAAGAUGAAGGAGUUGCUCAGCUUACAUUAGGUGAUGAACUUCUCGGGAUGGAUGGGGCUCGCUAUUUGAAGCUGGAUGACCUGAAAGACCAGGAUGAUGAUUUUCUGUCCCCCAAGAAAACCCUGAGAGACUUUGAGAGCGGGAUGGGCAUGACACCUUACUCACCCGCAAUUCCCAGAAUUCCAUGUGUGUCACCUGAAACUGUCAUGUUGGACCAGCACACACCUGUCCCUUUGCCAAAGGAGUAUGACGAGGACUCUCUAAUCCCCAGUAGUCCAGCCACAGAGACCUCAGACAACGUUAGCCCAGUGGCCAGCCCCAUCCACACUGGGUUUCUGGUUAGCUUCAUGGUGGAUGCGAGAGGCGGGUCCAUGCGUGGCAGCAGGCAUAACGGUCUGCGUGUGAUCAUCCCGCCGCGCACCUGCGCCGCCCCCACACGCAUCACCUGCCGUCUGGUCAAACCGCAGAAACUCAGCACCCCACCUCCACUCGUGGAGGGAGAGGGACUCGCCUCUCGUAUUAUCUCUCUAGGGCCUUCCAGUAUGCAGUUUCUGGGGCCAGUCAUAGUGGAGAUCCCUCAUUUUGCAUCCUUGAGCCGAGGUGAUCGAGAACUAGUGGUUCUCCGAAGCGAGAAUGGCUCUGUAUGGAAAGAGCAUCGGAACCGCUAUGGCGAUGAUGUUCUUGAGACCAUCCUUAAUGGAAUGGAUGAAGAUCUGGAAAGUCAGGAGGAGCUGGAGAAGAAAAGAAUCCGCCGCAUCAUCUCCACAGACUUCCCUCUCUACUUCGCUGUGGUGUCACGUAUCCAGCAGGAGAGCGAUCUUAUAGGUCCAGAGGGAGGUCAGCUGGCAAGUAAGCUGGUGCCCCAGGUUCAGGCCAUUUUCCCUGACACUGCGGUCACUAAGAGGGUCCGACUUGGCCUACAGGCCCAGCCAAUCCCUGAUGAGCUGCUGACUCGGCAAUUAGGAAACCAGGCCACAUUCAGUCCCGUUGUGACAGUAGAGCCUCGUCGACGCAAAUUCCACCGACCAAUCGGGCUGCGUAUCCCUUUGCCUCCAUCCUGGAGGGAGAGUCCACGUAAUGCUGGAGAAGGAGACACUAAUAGCCUCCGCCUCCUCUGUAGUGUUAUUGGUGGCACUGCUCCUGCUCAGUGGGAAGACAUCACUGGCACUACCAAACUCAUGUAUUCCCACAACUGUGCCAACUUCACCACCAAUGUAUCCGCAAGGUUCUGGCUGGCAGACUGUCCACGAACGGCGGAGGCCGUGACCUUCGCCAACCUGCUGUACCGUGAGCUGAUGUCAGUUCCGUACAUGGCCAAAUUUGUGGUAUUUGCUAAGAUGAACGAUGCCAGAGAGGGCCGUCUGCGCUGUUACUGCAUGACCGAUGACAAAAUAGACAAAACCCUUGAGCUGCAUGAGAACUUCUCCGAAGUGGCCCGCAGCAGAGACAUAGAGGUGAUGGAGGGGAUGCCACUGCACUUAGAAUGUUCCGGAAACCUGGUGCCUGUGAGGAAAGCCACCCAGCAGCCACGUAGCUUCAGUUUCCAAGCCUUCAGAGACAACCGGCUACCUGUCUCUGUAAAGGUGAGAGACGCCAAUAAGGAAGCCACCGGGUUCCUGUCCUUCCUGCGCAAGUCUACUAAGUACGAGGACACGCAGCAUGUGCUGUGCAACCUCAACAUCACCAUGCCUCCCUGCACCAAGGUGGUGGGUAGCGAUGAGCGGCGGAGAACGUUGACCCCUCUCGCCCUGAGGGAGAGGUACAUCGCCCUGAACGAGUCUGGCCUGGCCGCUGUGAAUGCCAUAGAGAGAACCGAGCUAAAGAUCACAGUAAUAGCAGAACAGCUGGGACUGAGCUGGACCGAGCUGGCGAGGGAGCUGCAGUUCAGUGUGGAUGACAUUAACCGGAUCAGAGUGGAGAAUCCCAACUCUCUCCUGGACCAGAGUUCAGCUCUGCUCAACCUGUGGGUCAGCCGAGAGGGCAAGAAGGCCAAGAUGGAGAACCUUUAUGGAGCUUUGAAGAACAUUGACCGGGCAGAUAUUGUGAAGUCUCUGGAGGCUCAGGCUCCGCAGGUGCUUCCCGAGGCGGUGGAGGAAGGAGCCUGCAGACUGGCUGAUUGUGACUCCACUCUGCUUUCCCCUAGUGUCGUCAACGGUUACGGGCUGGUGCAGGAGGAGCUGCUCUCUCCCGCUUCUAUGCAGUACAGCCUGCCCUCUCCGCUGGGCGUCGAGCCCUAUUGGCAGGAGGUGUCGAGUCUGGAGUGCGCACCCAUCGCCACCACUGAGGAGGACACUAUGAUGGAGAUGUCAGACGUGCAGGUGUGGCCGGCGGGGGUCAGUCCGUCCCUGGUGACCGUGGAAGACUCGUCUCUGGAUGGCAGUAGCCGUGCGGAUGACUCGGAGGCUAACACGUUAAGCCUGCCAUGCAGCAGUUUGGGGAGGCCCAGCAGCGGAGCCAGCGGGGCAAGUGGCUCCAUCAUGGAGCUGGAGGAAGAGGAGGAGGAAGAGGAGAUUGAGGAAGAUGACAUACAGCACGAGCCAGUGUCGGCAAGUAUAGAAAAGGCAUGGGCCAGUGGCGCCGUCCCAAAGGCCAACUAUAACGGGCAGGCUGGAGGUCAGAGGUCGGAGGGCAAGAGGACAGAGGUAGCAGCGGCGGCCGGCAGCAGUUUGACUGGUGUAGCUAGAGGAGGAGGAAAGGGUGGAAAAGGGGCAAGUUCAGAGGAAAAGUUUUCUGUUCUUACAGGGCAACAGCUCUACGCUCAGUUGUGCGAGAGAACCGGACUGACCCGAGCCCUUGAACACAACGGGGACAGGCUCAGCGGUGGUGCCUUCCCGCCUUACUCGCAGGAGAAAGACUCCCUCCACAGCUGGUCCCAACCCAAAGCAAGGCAGACUAUGGAGGCCACGAUGUCAUCGUCCCCGGACCACAAUCAGUCUCGUGUAGCGGAAGAGGCCCUACUUACACCGGUAUGUGAUACAGGCCAUUCGGAGGUCCUGCGGGGGCGUCUGCUGGGCACUCAGCCCUUUGAUAAAGGGCUGGGCUUCUCCCAUCAGGAGGGGGAAUUACGGGCAUGGGACCAGGACAGACGGAAGGCACAGAAAGAUGAUCCAGUAGAUCUGUCCAGCGAUCAUCUACAUGAAGAGCAGUUUACUGAUGAGCAUGGGAAUGUUGUGAGCAAGUUGGGCAUGGAUGUGAAAAGGGAUGUCCAGACCGUGAAGCACUCCAGUCUACGGAGAGUAAAGCACUGAAACAAACAAACUGUCCUGAAGGGUCGAACAUCCACUGCCAAAUCAUCUUUCACCUAAGCACGACUGGGAGAUAGGACGAGACAUGGA